Messenger RNA from Musca vetustissima, 684 nucleotides. RefSeq names its product glutathione S-transferase E14 (gene GstE14). Gene Ontology annotation, molecular function: glutathione transferase activity. Bases 1 to 684 code for a protein of 227 amino acids. NCBI's taxonomy places the organism in Eukaryota, Metazoa, Arthropoda, Insecta, Diptera, Muscidae. Gene Ontology annotation, biological process: glutathione metabolic process. The transcript has 4 exons. The record is from RefSeq and is a predicted model, not a curated record.
AUGACAUUGACUUUAUAUUACGAUGAACGUAGUCCACCGGUACGAAGUGUCCUUAUGUUAAUUAAAAUGUUAAAUAUUUCGGUAGAAUUAAAAUCAGUGGAUUUAUUUAAAAGGGAACAGUUGAGACCGGAAUUUUUGGAGCUAAAUCCAGCCCACACAGUUCCUGUUUUGGUCGAUGACGAUCUCACAUUAACCGAUAGCCAUGCUAUUCUAAUUCAUUUAUGUGAAAAGUACCAAACAGAUGAUCAGGAUCUAUGGCCAAGGGAAUAUAAGGAUCGCAUGAAAGUUUUGAAUUUAUUAUUGUUUUCAUGUUCGGUGGUUUUUCGCCGCGAUAGUGAUGUGAUGUCGGACAUUGUUCGCAAAACCUAUCCCAAAAUCGAUUUGGAAUAUCAUCAACGCAAAAUCCAUGAAGUCUAUGAUAUGAUGGAACGUUAUUUGAGCCGAAAUAAAUAUCUUGCCUUGGAUAAAUUGACAAUUGCUGAUCUGUCCGCCGUAACCACAUUGAGUACUGUCGAUCUCAUAUUUCCCAUUGCAGCAACAACGACUGAGACUUCGACAUCACCUAAGUGGCCUUUGCUGGCAUUGUGGUUGCAACGUUUGAAACAAUUACCAGAAUAUGAUAUCAAUUCCCGGGGAUUAAAUAUUUUUCAUGAGGUUCUGAAAGUCUAUGGACGAUUGGAAUGA